Messenger RNA from Paraglomus brasilianum, 132 nucleotides. The record is from the annotation of a GenBank genome assembly. NCBI's taxonomy places the organism in Eukaryota, Fungi, Glomeromycota, Glomeromycetes, Paraglomerales, Paraglomeraceae.
GCAGAGAUGGCAGAGGCUAUUAACAACAGUAAACCAUCAUCCUCGAAAACGAAAGGCAAAGGCAAACAAAUUGAAGACGUUGAGGCUGAUGAUAUAACUCAACCGUCUGAAAACCUGAGCUCGAGGGAACAA